Messenger RNA from Naegleria lovaniensis, 837 nucleotides. RefSeq lists its product as uncharacterized. The coding region runs from base 1 to 837 and encodes 278 amino acids. NCBI's taxonomy places the organism in Eukaryota, Heterolobosea, Eutetramitea, Acrasida, Naegleriidae. The record is from RefSeq and is a predicted model, not a curated record. The transcript has a single exon. Gene Ontology annotation, molecular function: small GTPase binding; GTPase activator activity. Gene Ontology annotation, biological process: activation of GTPase activity; nucleocytoplasmic transport. Gene Ontology annotation, cellular component: cytosol; perinuclear region of cytoplasm; nucleus.
AUGUCGCCACUCGACCGUCUUCCAGAUGAAGUCCUCCAUUACAUGAUGCAAUUUAUUGAUGACUCCAAAUUUAUUCUUUGUUCAUGCAUGUUAGUUUCUAAGCGCUGGUUCGAAGUCGCCAAAACAGUUGGUCUGCAUUUGAGUUUUUCUGCAGUGAUUGGAAAUGAAAGAUUACGGAAAAUAUUAUCAAGUCCUCUCCUUGACAGUCUUGAAUCAUUGAUCAUUAAUACGGAAUGGCUCAAAGUGAGCCCAUGCAUGUACUUUUGUGAUGAGGGGGUGGAAGUGAUUGCUUCAUGUAAGAAUUUGACAAAUUUGAGAAAAUUAAGUUUGGGAGAAUCGCGAGUGUCGGAUCAAGGUGUUCGAUUGCUGUGUUCAUGUUCACAUUUAAGUCGUUUGAAUGCUCUUUAUUUGAGUGACAAUUAUUUGAACAUGGAAAGUGCGCAAUCGUUAGCAGAAAGCAAAGCGAUUAGCAAUCUUACAGAUUUGCAUUUGUAUGGCAAUUUCUUUGAGGAUGAAGGAGUCAAACUGAUCGCGGAAAGUGAAAACAUGAAGAAUUUACAAAUUUUGGAUCUUAACAGCAAUUCAAUAACGAAUGAGGGUGUGAAAUAUUUGGCGAAUAGUCGAUUCAUGAGUCGACUGACUGAUCUAGAUUUAGGUUUUAACUAUUUCGAUGACAUAGGGGCGUCAUACAUUGCCAAGAGUGUUCAUUUACACGCCCUCAAGAAAUUGGAUUUGUCUCAAACGAAAAUUACGGAAAAGGGAAUUCAGGAAAUAGAGAAUGGUUUGAAGAUGCGGAGAGAAAGGAAGGGACGUCGUAUAAUAUUGACCAAGAAGUGA